UUUCCAGCUUUCCAGGAACUUCCAACACCAAUCCUCCCUAGCGAAAAUCCACAAACUAUCAGUUGUUGUAAAUCGCCAGACUCCUGAGGUGAUGACUUGCAGCAUGCGCCAAACCGAUGCGUCUCGAUCCAUAGAUCAGCAUCCACGGAAGCCACCCGCCAACAAAGCACAGCAUAUGCAGGCCAAACCAGGAACCAACUAACCACACCAUGGACCAUCUCACACCGCAACUCUGCUGCCACUCCUCAUUCAUAAAAGAAGCCCCUGAACAGAAGCCAGCUGCACUUUUCCUCCGUUUACCUCCCAGAAUCCCAAACCAUCCCUACGAACUAUCUCAUACACCCCUUUCCCACCUUCUCCGACGCCGCGACCAUGGCGUUGUGUUUGGUGGAUGCCUGGGUCGUUGGGGUGGAUGAGAUUGUUUGGUCGCGAGCUAAGGGGGACAAGGGCUCGGUCGAGUUCACGACGGAGAAGUCCAAGUCGUCGGAUGAUUGGAAUGGGGAGGCGGACGAGGUCAAGGUCACUCGCGAGGACAAAGAGGCGGACUCCGCUUGUGAGACUGCGUUGAGGGCGUGGAGGGCGCUGCGGUGCCGCGAUGGGGGGCGCGUCGAUGUUCGCAUGGAUGGAGCUGGGCUUGCUCGUGUCAUGGAGGUCUGUUUCCUUGAAGGCUCGUAUCCAGGUGACCUUUGCUAACGCUCACAGAUCAAUCCGCUGGCGGGGUUGUUCCCGAGCUGGUCGCAGCUGCCGCUCAUCGCCGAGCAUA
Molecule: messenger RNA, 763 nt
Organism: Aspergillus uvarum CBS 121591
Lineage: Eukaryota; Fungi; Ascomycota; Eurotiomycetes; Eurotiales; Aspergillaceae
Exons: 1
Coding region: 373-693 (106 amino acids)
Source: RefSeq, a predicted model, not a curated record